UUUUUUUUUUUUUCUUUUUCUUUUUCUUUUUUCUCUCCUGAUGGUUGAGAGUGAAAUAUUAAUAAAUGGGUCUCCCAUUAGUAUGGACGAUCCCCCUGGCUCCUUUCAGGAAGUUGAUCCGAUAACACUGGGUCUGGAUUUUUGCGGAUACCUCCGUCUGCUAGAUACCAAGCUGCCUUUUCCCUUUCAUGGUCAAUUUAUAGGUCUUGCACCCCUCCGUCGAUGCACCCGAGGUCCUCCGAAUAAUCCCUUAGGUUUUCAUCACUUUGACUGGUGAUAAUCUCCCAAUCAAGAAGCCAUGGAUCUACAGUGCGAAUUCCCUCCGCAACAACAAGAGGGCAAAGAAUGGUUUAAUUUCCCUACCGAGAUUGAACGCUCCCUCACCUCCGUCUUUGCUCCUCGGAACAUCCUCAUCGUCGGCGCUGGCAUCGCCGGCAUCUCCAGUGCCCUCGCCCUCUCCAAAGAACUGACCCCCUUCGUCCCCGACCUCCAGAUCACCCUCUUCGAACGCCAUGACAUCCUCUCCACCUCCGGCGGCGCCAUCAACCUCACCCCCGUCGCCCAACGACACCUCGACCGCCUCGGCGUCCUCGACGAGCUCGACAAAAUGGGCACCGAAGGUGGCACCGACGUCGAAGCCAUCGAGCUCUUCUCCAGCCGUUCCGGCCGCCCCCUAGGCAGCAUCGAUUUCACAGACCAGAAGGGGAACGGGUUCGGUGGAUACAAGGGCCGCCGGGUAAUGCGGAUCGUCCUCUCCGUUGCCAUGCUGGCCGUGGUGGAGCGGACGAAGAAUAUCAACGUGGUAUUCGGGAAGAAGCUGGUCCGCGGCGAAGAAAACGAAGACGAAGCCACUCUGCAUUUCCAAGACGGCACCACCGCAACCGGGGACCUGGUCCUGGGUUGCGACGGCGUGCACUCGGCUACCCGCACCCACUGGGUGUCCCCGGAACAUCCGUCCGAGUAUACCGGGAUCUCCUUCCUGCAGACCGUCAUCGAUGCCAAGAGUAUCAAGUCUCCGAUUCAUUUUCGCUCUACCUCUAUGAACAUCUCCCGCCAUGGCUCGUUACUAGCGAGCUAUUGUGAUCGAGAACACGAUCAGAUCUUCCUGGCGGCUAUCGUGCAGUUCAAUGAGGCCAAUCUGCCCUACUGUAAGAUCGAGAACGGACAGGACUGGGUCACACAGCAUCGGAUCAAGAAUGCCUUGCAUGAGGAGAUGCAGACCCGCUUCGGGAAAUCCGGUGUCCCUUGCAUCCGCGAGAUGACGAAAAAAGCGGGUGAUUGGAUGCUUUACCCCGUGUACCAGGUUCGGCCGAAUGCCCGUUGGCAUACGGAUCGGGCUUUGCUGCUCGGUGAUGCUGCACAUGCUAUGCCUCCCCGCGACGAAUCCGCCGCCUACGCCCUCGACGACGCCAUCCUCUUCUCCCGCAUCCUCGCCAAACACCGCCACGAACCCCUCCCCGUCGCCUUCAAAGCAUACGAAGACCUCCGUCGCCACACCGUCAACACAGCCUUCAAGGCCUCCCGUCGCAUGUGGGAGAAGAACCGCGACAUGGGUUACCUCGAGGGCCGUCUGAAAGAAUUGACCUUCCCGCUCUACAUCCGUAAUCAUAGACAGGAAAGAGAAGCGGCAUGGGAAUUUGAUGCAACGCAGAUCACAAUUCCCAUGCCCGUUGAAGGGGGGUCAUUGUAUUCUCAUGGGAAAUCGGAUACUUCAUAGAACAGGGUGGAGUAGUCUUCUUGCCUUUUUGCACGCUUGGGUUGAAUCGGAUGGUUGGUUUGCUUAGAUUGGUUGGCUGGUUUGGUUGGUCAGGAUGGACGGGUUGGAUGGACGGAUGGGCCGGUUCGGUUGCAUUAAAAUGGAGUAUUGGGUAUAACGGGAUUUUUUUGCAUAGCAUUUUUCUUUUUGAUGAGAUAUGAUAGCGCUAUUAUUGCUGCUGUUGUUGCAUUGAAUUGGGCUUUUUUUUUGUCAAAUAGAAUGGGGGUGUUUCUUGUUUUGUGGUUGUUUUGGUUGGGUUAUAAAGUUGGGUUGGUCUGGUCUAAUGCGGUCUUGUCUUUUUAAUACUACUUUUCAAGAGGAGAAAUACUAUCUAUCUACAUACUAGGUUGUUUGAAAUUGA
Molecule: messenger RNA, 2117 nt
Organism: Aspergillus caelatus
Lineage: Eukaryota; Fungi; Ascomycota; Eurotiomycetes; Eurotiales; Aspergillaceae
Product: FAD-dependent oxidoreductase
Exons: 2
Coding region: 299-1717 (472 amino acids)
Molecular function (GO): monooxygenase activity; FAD binding
Source: RefSeq, a predicted model, not a curated record